CCUUCAUUUUUUUAUAUCAUUGCAAACUUCACGUGUAAAUUAUUCAGAAGUUUUCCUUGAACCACAAAAUUUUAUGUGAAUAAUAUAAAAUUACUAUGGAAAUAGAUGAAAAUGUUUCUCGAAUCAGUUUAACACUCGUCAAAGCUGUGGUUCAUUAUGUUGCAUACAGACUGGUAGUAUUUUUCCUUAUUCUGGCGAAAAACGCAUUGGCAAAAUAUCUGAAGACAGUUUCCAAGCCUGCGCCUGAUAAAAGAUCAAUAGGUACAUCAAGCAUGCAGCCAUACCCCUCCACGAUGACUUUUGAUUGAUUAUUUCAAUUUGAGCGCGUUGACCAUGGACACCCCAGUGAAUUCUUUUACUACCACAAGCGGUGCCGAAUUUAGUUGGCCUCAUUCAUCAUUUUCGAAAAUUUCUACACCAAGGCCACCACCGAAAAAUUCUGAUAGAAGAUUAUAUCUACCCAAGAUGGAUCCAGAUGAUUGUCGAUGUGAUGUCCAUAAAAUUGGAAAUCCUCUGACCAGAUACAAAGAAUUAACAAAAAAAGAGGCAGAUCUCUGUAAAGACAUCAAGCACGUAAAUCAAGAAUUGACAACAUUGAUGUGUGACAUGUUAGAAAAUCCCGAUAUGUCUGAAAUGAAAAGUGGUUAUCGGGCAGCUUAUGACGGUAACACAGAAGUUAGGAACUUCAAAUAUCGGACCUUAAUGGCAGCAGCGGAUUCACCCAUUAAGUCACCGAUUAAUUCUGCCGUUUCUCAGCUGCAAAGCGGAUAUAGGGAUCCAAUUAGGUUUCGAUAUAGUUCUGUUGGUGUCCCUGUUAUUGAACCUGCUGAACAUACUGAUUUGAGCCGAGACCCCAAAUCAUUGCACGCAUGGUCCCAACUCUACACAGGAAGAUCUGAAUAUAUGGACACUUUUUGUAAACUCGGACUCAGUAACCUGAAGAAUCAACAGCAAUAUUUGGAACCCCUGCCAUCAUCUCGAAGACAGUGGGGCGAUUGUAAAAUAUAGUGAAUUUUUGGAAAAAAUACAUAAUUAUUAAUGGUAUCACUACAGGAUGGUAAUCAGAUUAUAUUUUUUGUUACCUAACAUUCUAUUUCCGUCAUUUUU
Molecule: messenger RNA, 1107 nt
Organism: Diachasmimorpha longicaudata
Lineage: Eukaryota; Metazoa; Arthropoda; Insecta; Hymenoptera; Braconidae
Exons: 4
Coding region: 334-1008 (224 amino acids)
Source: RefSeq, a predicted model, not a curated record